GGACAGGGUGACAGGAUGGUGGGGGACAGCGUGGUGCUGCGCAGCGGGGGGCGGCUGGCGGGCGCUCGCCUGGGCUGCCACGUGCGCGAGGAAGACUUGGGGCGUCGCGAGACCUUCAGCGCCGAGUGGCUGGACCUGGAGCUCAGCACCCGGCCCGAGGAGGGGUGGUGCCGGCGGGAGGUGGACACACAGCACCGGGAGACGCUGGAGCAUCGCGGGGAGACGCGGGUGCUGGAGCAGCGUUCGCCCUGGGGGGUGCUCCGCCUGGGGUGCCUGGGGACCCCGGGGAGCCCCAUCACCCAGCACCUCCUGCCCUACGCCCGCACCCUCCCCCUGCCCCUCUUCGCCCCCCCGGACCUGCGUGGGGCCAAACUCGCCCGCACCCUCUCCCGCUCCCUGUCCCACGAAGCCCAGAGGGGCUGAGGGUGAUGGGGGCCGGGGGGGUUUCAGGGUGGGGGGCAGGAGGAUGAUGCUGGGGGGUGGCUGAGGGGCCCGGACGCCUGGGUCCACUCAGCCGCCCCGAAGAGGCAGCGCAGGAGUGUGGGGGCAGGUGGGGGUGUGGGUCUCGCUCGCAUGGGACCCCCACCCCACGGGGGGUGUCGCGGAGGCCGGAGGGGACAUGGGGGUCCCGGCAGCACUGGGAGUCACUCGAUUUCCCUGGCGAAGAGAAGGGGGCACAAGGAUGGGGAGCGCUGAAACCCCCCCAGGGCCAAACGGGGCCCUGGGGGGGCUGUGGAGGGAUGGGGGGGCUGCGGGGUUGUACAGACGAUGGGCUUUGUACAGCAAUAAAAUGCCCAGCCUGC
Molecule: messenger RNA, 803 nt
Organism: Columba livia (rock pigeon)
Lineage: Eukaryota; Metazoa; Chordata; Aves; Columbiformes; Columbidae
Gene: TCAP
Product: titin-cap
Exons: 2
Coding region: 16-423 (135 amino acids)
Biological process (GO): skeletal muscle thin filament assembly; cardiac muscle tissue morphogenesis; skeletal muscle myosin thick filament assembly
Cellular component (GO): Z disc
Molecular function (GO): titin Z domain binding; titin binding; protein-macromolecule adaptor activity
Source: RefSeq, a predicted model, not a curated record